Messenger RNA from Dichomitus squalens LYAD-421 SS1, 902 nucleotides. RefSeq lists its product as uncharacterized. The transcript has 7 exons. The coding region runs from base 66 to 836 and encodes 256 amino acids. Gene Ontology annotation, cellular component: plasma membrane; cell cortex of cell tip. The record is from RefSeq and is a predicted model, not a curated record. Gene Ontology annotation, biological process: fungal-type cell wall organization. Lineage: Eukaryota; Fungi; Basidiomycota; Agaricomycetes; Polyporales; Polyporaceae.
UCCCCGCAGUUCGCCCUGGAUACCCUAAUCUUCCCUCUCCUCCCCCUUCUUGCCCUCAGUAUACCAUGCGAGGCGAAAUAUGCAUCGGCUCUGCCUCCUUCCUCUCCUUCGCCGCGUUGCUCAUGUUGAUAUUCGUACAUGUUGGCCAAAUCAACACCUCCACCGUCCCGCGAGGCAUAUCCAUGGUCAACAUCAACAUGACUGGAUAUGGGCAAGGUCUUGCUGCUGCACUGGGUGACCCCAUUGGCGGGCUCUAUGCCACCAACGCUUCUGCUCCGUUGCAACAGAUGGAAGGCAUCCGCGACACUUACAAGUUCGGCUUGUACUCCUACUGCGGCUAUCUGAAUGGCUCGCAGGGCACUUGCUCCAACACCUCGGCCGCCAACAGGUUCGAGCCGUUCAGGGUCAUCACGGCCGACAUGCUCGGAAACUACACCGGUUUCACGACAGCGCUCAUCACCCAGGGCACCUUCAUCGACUCGAACUACUUGGGAGAUUUCACAAACGGCGCGUGGUACCUCAUCCUCAUCGGAACGGUUGCAGCAGCUCUUGCUUUGCUCACCGGUUUUCUUAAACACACUCUGUUCUUCCUGCUGUCAACCGCCUUCGCCGUGCUAGGCGCACUAUCGCUACUCAUCGGCGCGACAAUAUGGACGGUCAUCAUCAAGAAAGCCGAAGGCAUAAACAACUUCGUGGUCGGGUCUGCCGGUUCGCCCACCCCUCUGGGCAUCACCGUCUCGACAGGCGAUGCGCUGUUCCUGCUGUGGGCCUCGUGGGCAUGUCUGCUGGUGUCGUGCCUGCCAUACAUGAUCAGCUGCUGCACAUACCGCGGAUAAAUUUCCCAUUGACCGAUGCUGAGCAUCAUAGACUGCUAUUUGUUUACUCUACGACCCCACAUCCAC